GCCAGAUAGUCGGCACCUAGGGGAGAAAGUUUUGCGGACGGGCGUGAGCAAGAACCGGGAAUGCAGGAUGGCGGCGGCGCGGAAGGAAGGGCUUGCAGCGAGUGAAGCCAUGUCCCUGGAGGGAGAUGAGUGGGAGCUGAGUAAAGAAAACGUACAACCCUUACGUCAUGGGCGGAUCAUGUCCACGCUUCAAGGGGCUUUGGCACAACAGGAAUCAGCCUGUAACACUACUCUUCAGCAGCAGAAAAGGGCUUUUGAAUCUGAAAUUCGAUUUUACUCUGGAAAUGACCCCCUGGAUGUUUGGGACAGGUAUAUUAACUGGACAGAGCAGAACUAUCCUCAAGGGGGGAAGGAAAGUAACAUGGCAACGUUACUAGAGCGCGCUGUAGAAGCCCUACAGGGAGAGAAGCGCUAUUAUAGUGAUCCCCGCUUCCUCAGUCUCUGGCUCAAAUUGGGGCAUCUGUGCAAUGAGCCUUUGGAUUUGUACAGCUAUUUACACAGCCAGGGGAUUGGCGUUUCCCUUGCCCAGUUCUACAUUUCAUGGGCUGAAGAAUACGAAGCUAGAGAAAACUUCAAGAGAGCAGACGCAGUGUUCCAGGAAGGGAUUGAACGCAAGGCAGAGCCCCUGGAAAGACUGCAGUCCCAGCACAGACAAUUCCAGGCUCGAGCAUCUCGACAAGCUCUCUUGGCACUUGAGAAUGAGGAGGAGGAGGUCUUGGGGUCUUCUGUACCACAGAGAAGCACACUAGCUGAACUGAAGAGCAGAGGGAAAAAGAUGGCCAAAGCACCCAUCAACCGCGUCGGAGGUGCCCUGAAGGCUUCGGGUCAGAGCAGAGGAUUCCAGAAUGCAGCUCCUCAGCAGACACACAGUAACCGUAGGAUCACUGUUUUUGAUGAAAAUGCUGAUAGCACUUCUAGGGCAGAGUUACCUAAGCCUGUGGUCCAGCCAUGGAUGGCACCCCCUGUCCCUAGGGACAAAGAGAAUGAGCUACAACCAGGCCCGUGGAACACAGACAGACCCUUGGAAUAUAGGUCUCAUGGCGGUAAUUCCGUCCCUGUAACAGCUGUGCCCGCUUCGCUUCCCAGCUUUACGCCCUAUGUGGAAGAGAGCGCUCAACAGUCAGUCAUGACACCCUGUAAAAUUGAACCUAGUAUCAACCACGUUCUCAGCACCAGAAAGCCAGGAAAGGAAGAAGGAGACCCCCUGCAGAGGGUGCAGAGUCAUCAGCAAGGGUCCGAGGAGAGGAAGGAGAGGAUGAUGUACUGUAAGGAGAAGAUUUAUGCUGGAGUCGGGGAGUUCUCCUUCGAGGAGAUCCGAGCUGAAGUGUUCCGGAAGAAGCUGAAAGAGCAAAGGGAAGCUGAAUUGCUGACCAGUGCAAAGAAGAGGGAAGAAAUGCAGAAGCAGAUUGAGGAGAUGGAGAGAAAGCUGAAGGAAAUCCAGACUGUCCAGCAAGAAAGAACUGGCGACCAGCAAGAAGAGAAGGGGCCUACAGAGGAAACAGCCAGACUGCAGAUUGCUUCAGAGUCUCAGGAAAUGCUGGGAACAUCUCUGUCCCGUUCUGUCUGCCCACUAAGCUCAAAUCCCAGGGAAACUUUACCAACUAAAAACAUUUUGCAAGAACAGCCUGACUCUAAAGGUCCCAGCAUGCCUUUCUCAAUUUUUGAUGAGUUUCUUUCAGACGAAAAGGACAAAAGUCCUGCAGAUUCUCCACAGGGUCUCAGAGCCCAGCGAAGACCCCUUGCAGUUCUCAAAACUACAGAAAUCAUUGCCUCAAAUGAGGACAUGUCUCCUGAUGUUUGUGAUGAACUUACAGGAAUUGAUCCUUUGAAUGAGGAUGCCACCAUCCCAAGUUUCAGGAAUGUAACCAUUUGUCCUAACCCUGAGGACACUUGUUACUUUGCUAGAGGGCCUCGUUUUGCAUCUACCCCUUUCCAUGAGAUACCGUCCUUGCAGAGCAUCCCUUCCGAUCCUGAGAGACUAUUGCAGGAAGAGGAUCUAGAUGGGAAGACCACUGAGGGCCAUCACAUUGCGCUGGCCACUAUUUAUAACCAGACCCUCAGCGUCAAGAAACUGAGCCCAAUUAUUGAAGACAGCCGUGAAGCCACACACUCAUCCGGCUUCUCUGGAUCCUCUGCUUCAGUUACCAGUACCUCCUCCAUCAAAGGCCUUCAGCUUCCUGAGAAGCUGGAGCUAACUAAUGACGCCACAGAAAAUGCUAGUCAGUCACCCUGGUGUUCACAGUAUCGACUACAACUACUAAAGGCCCUCCCAGAGUCAAGUGCUUUUGCAGAGUUUUCUAUGGAAGAUAGACCAUUGCCUACCCUGGAAACGGGGAAGGAAAUUGAAUUAGGUAACGAAGACUACUGCAUUAAACAGGAAUACCUAAUAUGUGACGAUUACAAGUUAUUCUGGGUGGCACCAAGAAACUCAGCAGAGUUAACCAUGAUCAAGGCAUCUUUUCAACCUGUCCCAUGGGAUUUGUAUAUCACCCUCAAGUUAAAGGAGCGUCUAAAGGAGGACCGUGACCAGCUUUGCAGCUAUUUUCAGUACCAAGAUGGCCAUAUCGUUUGGUUCCAGUAUAUAAAGUGUUCCACCCUUCAGGAUCUUCUCCAACACAGUGAGUUUGUGACUCAUGAAAUAAUAGUCCUGAUUAUUUAUAACCUCUUGACAAUAGUGGAGAAGCUCCACAAGGCUGAAAUAGUUCAUGGAGACUUGAGUCCAAGGAGUCUGAUUCUAAGAAACAGAAUCCACGAUCCCUACGAUUGCAAUAAGAAUGAUCAUGCUGUGAAGAUCGUGGACUUUUCCUACAGUGUUGACCUGAGGAUGCAACUGGAUGCUUUUUCCCUCAGUGGCUUUCCUACUGUACAGACCCUAGAAGGACAAAAGAUCCUGGAGAACUGUACUCCCUACCAGGUAGAUCUAUUGGGUAUAGCAGACCUAGCACACUUACUGUUGUUCAAGGAACACCUACAUGUCUUCCAAGAUGGACUCCUCUGGAAACUUAGCCAGAGUACUUCAGAGCUAAAGGAUGGUGACUUAUGGAAUCAAUUCUUUGUGCGGAUUCUGAAUGCCCGUGAAGAGUCCACAGUGUCUGUUCUGAGGGAACUUGCAGCAGAAAUGAAUGGGGUUUUUGACACCACGUUCCACAGUCAACUGGACAAAGCCUUGUGGAAGGUGGGGAAGGUAAUUAGUCCUGGAGCCUUGCUCCUUCAGCAAGACCGGCAGUCAAGCCUCUCCCAGAGCCCUGCCUGAGCUGUGCUGUAGUUGC
Molecule: messenger RNA, 3269 nt
Organism: Phodopus roborovskii (desert hamster)
Lineage: Eukaryota; Metazoa; Chordata; Mammalia; Rodentia; Cricetidae
Gene: Bub1b
Product: BUB1 mitotic checkpoint serine/threonine kinase B
Exons: 23
Coding region: 68-3253 (1061 amino acids)
Biological process (GO): meiotic sister chromatid cohesion, centromeric; mitotic spindle assembly checkpoint signaling; protein phosphorylation
Molecular function (GO): protein kinase activity; ATP binding
Source: RefSeq, a predicted model, not a curated record